AUGAAUAAUUUUUCCAAAAGAGAAAAGUUUAUAAAUGCAGUUUUAGAUACAAAUGAGCCACCUCCAGAAAGAUUAAAGACCCCAGAUUUUACACCAAAGAAUAAAAAAUCAUCUAACUCCCCCCCUCCGUGAGUGAACAAAACCAUUAGAAAAAUCGCUAUUUUUUGCCCAAAAAACCCACCCUCCGUGAGGAACAAAAAUUUUUUUUAAUAGAAAAUUUUUUAUGGAAAAAAAUUUUGAUAUAUAAAUGAUAAUUAGUAUAAUGAAAUCUAGAGCUAAUUCUGUGUAAUUUUAAACAAAUUGCUUUUUAAAACAUAAAUUUUAUAAAUUAAAUUAAUAUUUGCUUUUCAAUUUUUGCGAAUUAGGAUUUUUUUAAAUUUCGAAAAAAAAUAUUUUUUAUAUAAAAUUUAUAUAUAAAUUUUUUUAAAAAAAAAGUAAUCCCCCCUCCGUGAGUGAACAAAAUUUUUUUGUUCACUCACGGAGGGGGGGGAGUAAGCAUAAAUCAAAAAGGUCAUGAAAUGAGAAUAUAAUUAUGAAUCAAGCUGAGAAUUGGGAAGAUUUGUUUCAUAAAGAAAACGAAAUAAGGAUGAAAGCUAAAUUAGUAUUAGGCUCAAGGCCUAUGCCUUUAUCAAUUUUCUCUCUUUUUAUUCUCUAAAUUUGGUUUAUAUAUACUACUAUAUAUUUCUGUGAUGCAUUUAGUAUAAAGGGGUAUAUAUAGAAAUUAAUACUGACAGAUACAAAACAUCGAAGCUAAGCCAUUUGAAGAAUAUAUUUAAAUUUAAACGAAAUCCAAUUGAUAUCAAAAAAAAGGCAAUAAUAGGAAGAAGAAUGCGGCUAAACUUUGCAUUUCCUGACCAAUUUCAUCUCCCUUCUUUGAAAAAGAUGGGCUCUUUUAAUGGCUUCGGCCAAUCAGAUACAUUGGAUCCAUUAGACAUGCAAAAACUUAUUAUAAACCAAAGAAGUCAAAGAAGAAGUUUAGAUUAA
Blepharisma stoltei is the source of this 984-nucleotide messenger RNA. The record is from the annotation of a GenBank genome assembly. NCBI's taxonomy places the organism in Eukaryota, Ciliophora, Heterotrichea, Heterotrichida, Blepharismidae.